This is a messenger RNA of Cordyceps fumosorosea ARSEF 2679, 2463 nucleotides long. RefSeq lists its product as hypothetical. The record is from RefSeq and is a predicted model, not a curated record. The transcript is spliced from 3 exons. NCBI's taxonomy places the organism in Eukaryota, Fungi, Ascomycota, Sordariomycetes, Hypocreales, Cordycipitaceae. Gene Ontology annotation, biological process: regulation of DNA-templated transcription. Bases 1 to 2463 code for a protein of 820 amino acids. Gene Ontology annotation, molecular function: zinc ion binding; DNA-binding transcription factor activity, RNA polymerase II-specific.
AUGACGUCCUCCGGCCUUCCCCAGGGGUUCUCCAUCUUCCAGCCUACCCUCGGCGACCCCCUUCAAUUCUUCCCCGCCGUCGGCAGCCAAGAGCUCGAUGAGCUAAUACACGCCCAUCUUGUCGGCCCUGCUUCGUCGCAGGAAAAGCGCACCACCCUGGCCCUCGACUUCCUCGACCACGCUCAGCGUACCGGCCAGACCUUCAAGUUCUACCCCGUCUACACUGUCGGUGCUUCGCCCGCCACCUCCGUCUCCUCCUUGAACACAUCGCCCACCACUUCCUCCUGGGACUGGAACCAGACCUCCCGGACUGCGUCCAUCUCCUCGCGGUCCUCGCAAAAUCGCGUCUCCAAAGCCACGAGCCCUGCCUCGCGCGUGCGCGCCACCGACUUCGCCGGCCUCCCGGGCAUGAAGAUCAUGACCAAGGAUGGCCUCGACGUCACCAACUCGGCCUCUCGAGGUUCCAAGACCAAGGAGCAGCGUGACCAUGCUCACCUCAUGCGCAUCAUCAAGGCCUGCGACAGCUGCAAGCGCAAGAAGAUUCGCUGCGACCCCAGCCACAAGAAGCGCGGCGCCGUGACUCCUGCAACCCCGGCUGCCGCGGCUGCCAAGGUCACUAAGAAAGCUCGCACACCCUCGCCAUCGGCAGCGUCACAAUCGAUAUCGCCGCCACAAUCGGCCUCGUCACAAUCAGUAUCUCCGGAAGUCACAUUGGAGGACUUCUCCAGCUUCUCCACCUGUCUCUUCGAUACGAACCUCCCUUUCACCUUUGACACCCUCGACACCUUUGAUUCCACGUUGGCUGCUCCCACCGACUUAUGGGGCGAGUUUAUCCAAUACCCGCCCGUGGACCAGCCCGAAGACUACGAUUUCUUUGCCGAUCCCGAGAGCUUCCUCUCCUCACAAUCCUCGGAUGCGGACCUCUCGGCGGCUCGCAUAUCCAUCCCGGCGUCUUCCCCUCGUUCAGGAGCGCCUCCUGGCCGUGGCCCGGAUGCUGGAAGUUCAGAGUAUUAUGCGGGCCUGCUCGACGGAGCGGACAUGGUGGCAUCGCUGUCGCAAUCGGCCCAGCUGCCGUACGACCUGCAGGAUUCCGCCGGAGACUACACCGACUUCAACUUGUACUCGCCUCGAUCCACCUUCUCCGAGGAUGAGCGCAUGCUGGACAUUGGCUCCUCGUCUUCCGGCCUGUCAACGCAGGGCAUGCCGUCACCAGUUGAUUCACCUCGACGACCACCCAACCCUGGAUCCCCAGACCUCGGCACAGACAUUGCCAACGCUGGCGAUGUGGCUACUCAGCCUCCUUUUACCAGGGCUGAGGAAACCGAACCGUCGGAGCGCACCGAUGUCCAGGACGCAAUCGCAGAUGGCACCGCCCGUGCGAUUAGCGUACUGAGUCGUUCCGACGUGGUUAUGCGCACGAACGAGCAAGGACAAUUGAUCAUUUGUUGUCCCCCCGGCACUGUGGUCGUCAACAGCAAUGGCCAGCGAUCUACCGACUCUGGCUUAAUGAACGUGUCUACUGUCUAUGACUCUAGCAGCUCGUCAUUGGGUAUACCACCUGAACUAAGUGAAUCUGCAGUUGCAUCUGUAUCUGCCAGGUCGGGCGAUGUAGACUCAGUUGUGUCUACAUGGCUCGAUCACCAGCCUCUAGUAGCUAGAAACAUGGCUACAGAGCAUGGCAGUCUCGACCGCUCAGACGACCGAGCGUCCCCGCUUGACCUGGCGAUUGCCGCUCCAACCAGGAGCAGCCCAACACAGGUUAUUGAUGCAGCGGAAGAUGCCCAGUCGUCAUCCUCGCUGGUCCAAGGCAACCUGAAUUUGCCACAGACCUCUUCAAACGAGUCGGAGGACAGCUACGACAUUUCUACCGGUGCCCCGUCAAACCCCGUCCCCUUGGAGAACACGCUGCGACUACGCUCUGCUGGUGGCAAUAAUGGCCUCGAAGCAAGCAGCAAUUCCAUCAGACUUUCAAACCCACAAAUUUUGCGCUUUGAUGCUAAUGACGGCUACAUCGCUAAUGAAUCUGGCUCCCUGCUCUCGUCCUGCCUUCCAGGUGGACCAGCUGCAGCAUCGGCACUGCCGGUUAGUGGCCAAGAAUCAUUCUCGAUUACCAACGACUUUGAAUCCUCGGAUCUUGGCAAUACGCCAUCUAAAUCGGAUGAUAGCCACCGAUCCGUCGACUUGUCCCAGCAUCAGAGCACAACACAGACUGCCGCCUCGACCGUUCCGCAGCGUUACGCCGCCGCCGGCGUCGGAAGGUCGCUGCAGGACUGUGAUGCUCAGAAUAGCGUCAGCACGGCCGAUCUGGCUGCGCUGAUGCAAGCUGCCCUGACCCGCACGCUGCUUGUUGCUGCCUAUGCACAACUCGCCGCGAGCGCGUCCGCGUCUACGGAUAUCAUCUGUAGCAGGGCCCUCAGCGCACACUCAUACACGCCACUUGCGUGUGUGCCCGCUGUCUGCUGA